CGAGUUCCGACCACAGUUCACUGCGGCCUCGCAAGCCGUUCGCACGACGCGGGGCUUCGUCCUGUCAGCUCGCGCGGAUCUCGCCUCCUCUCGACGGGUCGCUACCGCGAUGUAAACAAAACGUAAUCCCGCACGGCAGGACAAAGUCGAGAAACGGGAACGCCAGGUAAACCCGCGAUUCCCUGUGCGCGCCGAUCCCCAGUCGGAAGAGGGUCGCGCUCCGGAUCGAUCCGUAACAAGUCUCUCGAACCGGAGUCGUUAGCGGCACGUGGCUCCCGCGAUCAUUCCCGGCGGCAAUCAUCCCCGAAACCCGCCGAUCGUCGCCGCGUCCCCGAGCCACCCCCGCGAGCCGGCUCCCGUCCAUGCCCUGAUUGAUGGACAGGCCCCCCCUCGAUGUUCCCCGAUCCCGCCGCCCGGCCGUUCAACCCCGACUUCCCGAAGAUUUCGGCGAAGUCUCGACGGGGGUGGUGUUGGUGAGGCGGUCCCCGGGAUACGUGGCACAGUUUAGGCGAUCCCGCGGAGAAUAGGGAUCACGGCGGACUCUCCAUUGGCCAUCUCGCCGAUGCGCUUUGGCCGCGGCUGCAUGCCGAAUAAGCUGCCUGUUUAUCCGGUCCUGGUGUCCCGCGAUCGCUGAUUCGGGAAACACCCUCCGAACAGAUCCUCCUCCAGAGAGAUCGACCACUGUUCGUCCCGCUGCUCGAUCGAACACCCGGAAGUCUGCGGUGAGAGAGAAAGAGAGACGUCUGUUUGAACGGUGAACGGCACUUUGGGACCCGCGAGUGCCAAUUAAUGGAGACUUCGUGAAGCACGUCUCUCAUGAAAUGCGACGAGUGUUGAACUGGUUCGAGCUAACGCGUUUCAGCUGCCGCGGGAAGUGUCGCGUUCGGGGUUUGUCAAGGUUGUGAAGGGUAGUCGGUUUCGAACUUGCUGGCGAGGUUUCAGCGGAACUGCUUCCGCCGCCGGUGUUGAGUGAGCUCCGAUGUUUUUCGGCGAUGAUGAAGCAAGGGAAGGGGUGACCGAUUAGUUUCCGGGGGGUUGAUUCCGAGGUGGUACCGCGGGUAAUCCAGGGGCGAGGAUCUCGAGGUCGAGCUGGUGGCCGGCUGUUUCGGCUGUCGCGGGAUAUACCGAAUUUAAUUGCCGAUAAUAAGAGUCGGCGGUGUUGAAAUCGUUGCAGUCGGGAAUGCUUCUUCAGCCGCCCGCGUGAAUGUUCGAACCUGUUCUCUCGGGUCUAACGUCGGCCGGAGUUCCUGCAGGAUAUUCGAGCGUUAAUUCCGGAUGCUGGAGAUAUAUUUCGCGAGUGACGAUCCGACGGCGUUUACUGGGCGACCAUCCGGGAAUCGCCGCACCUGUGGAACUCUCAGGCGGGCACGAUGUACAAAAAGUGCUGUGGAACGCAGAGCCGGUGGUCCCGGCGUCGCGCACAGAUGAAAAUCGAACUGGCGAGAGCACCACCUGGAAUCCAGCCAAAGGGAGCUUCGCGGGGCGGCCAUCUUGCUGUGGACCGGUAUAGAUCAACGUCGGCCACCGUGCGCUAGGCUCCUUCGAUAAACACUGCAUCCGAUUGUGCCCGGUGCACGUGUCCGGGUCCCUGAAAAUGUCCACGCGACUCGAUCGAGCGGUGAAGCUUUCGCCGGGAUCCGGGUCGCUUCUAUCCAUCCACCGUGGCCAGAGGUCGGCUAUCGUCGGGCGAACGCAUUGAAUCUCGAUCCUGAGUCCUCGAUGGGCUGGCAGGACAGCUUGAAUCGCGUCGGGGACGUAUCCGGCGUGGCACAGGGCGAGGAAGAGUCCCGACGAUCGCGGUAACGGGAUCAAGCGCGAGCCAAAGAGGGACUUGCGGUCCAGCCAAGAUGGAGGUGAACGGAACAAUGGACGAGGAGACCGGGAACGCGACCGAGUUCUCGAACAUAUCGACCGUUCUGAUCGACACCGGCCAGGAGAACCGGACCAGCAGCUACGACCAGGGUCACGAGUUCGAGCAGGUCCUGCUGCUGAUACUCAAAGCCACCGUGAUGGGCUUCAUCAUCCUCAGCGCCCUGUUCGGCAACCUCCUGGUGAUCGUAUCCGUGAUGAGGCACCGGAAGCUCCGCGUGAUCACCAACUACUUCGUGGUCUCGCUGGCCCUCGCCGACAUGCUGGUCGCGAUCUUCGCGAUGACCUUCAACGCCUCGGUCGAGCUGUCCGGCCGAUGGCUCUUCGGCUACUUCAUGUGCGACGUCUGGAACUCGUUGGACGUGUUCUUCAGCACGGUCUCCAUCCUGCAUCUGUGUUGCAUCAGCGUCGACCGUUAUUACGCGAUCGUACAGCCGCUGGACUAUCCGCUGAUCAUGACUAACAUUAGGCUGAGCACGAUGCUCAGCGUGGUGUGGUGCUCGCCGACCGUGAUGAGCUUCCUGCCGAUCUUCGUCGGAUGGUACACCACCGAGGAGCACCUACAGUUCCGCAGGAACUACCCGGACGUGUGUGUGUUCCAAGUGAACAAACCGUACGCCGUGAUCAGCUCCAGUGUCAGUUUCUGGGUGCCCGGCAUCAUCAUGAUCGCCAUGUACUACAAGAUCUACCGCGAGGCGGACCGACAGGAGCGCAUGCUUUACCGGAGCAAAGUGGCGGCGGCGCUUUUGAACAAACAUCUGCAGAUCAACGGCAUUUCCGCCGGUCUGACGUCGCUGCCGACGGUGGAUCAAUCCUCGCCGGAUCCACAGCCGGAGGAUCCACCGAUCGCCAGCAGCAGCAAAAUGAGGAGGGAACGAAAGGCUGCCAGGACCCUGGGAAUCAUCAUGUCGGCGUUUCUGGCUUGUUGGCUCCCCUUCUUCCUUUGGUACAUCAUCACGUCUCUCUGCGACACCUGCGAGAGCAGCGACGCGGUGGUAGCAGUGGUCUUCUGGGUCGGCUACUUCAACAGCGCGUUGAACCCGCUGAUCUACGCCUACUUCAACCGGGACUUUCGAGCGGCCUUCAAGAAGACCUUGGAAAGCUGUUGCGUGGCGAUAGGGCCUGUCCGUGACCUGCACCAGGUGCACAGGAAGCAGGACCUGGUGCACAGCAACGCAUCCUCGGAGCUGCACGUGAACAACCAGCUGAGGGCCAGCGAGAUGACGAACGUGCACAUCGAGGCUUGCAUCUGAAUCUCCGCUGGCCUAACGUUAAAACGCAGACGCUGGCGUCUUCUAUCAAUCGGGACAAUCGUCGAACUAACACUGUUCUGUUUUCGUUCGUGUGAUCGCGUGUUGGAGAAAGUGAGAAAAAGAGUGAGUGAGUGAGUGAGUGAGUGAGAUAGAAAGAGAGAAAA
Messenger RNA from Megalopta genalis, 3286 nucleotides. RefSeq names its product octopamine receptor beta-1R. Gene Ontology annotation, molecular function: octopamine receptor activity. Gene Ontology annotation, cellular component: plasma membrane. NCBI's taxonomy places the organism in Eukaryota, Metazoa, Arthropoda, Insecta, Hymenoptera, Halictidae. Gene Ontology annotation, biological process: adenylate cyclase-activating adrenergic receptor signaling pathway; positive regulation of MAPK cascade. The record is from RefSeq and is a predicted model, not a curated record.